Molecule: messenger RNA, 1092 nt
Organism: Phymastichus coffea
Lineage: Eukaryota; Metazoa; Arthropoda; Insecta; Hymenoptera; Eulophidae
Exons: 8
Coding region: 100-996 (298 amino acids)
Biological process (GO): sensory perception of smell; detection of chemical stimulus involved in sensory perception of smell
Cellular component (GO): plasma membrane
Molecular function (GO): odorant binding; olfactory receptor activity
Source: RefSeq, a predicted model, not a curated record
CGAGAGAGGCUGCUAGAAAAUAUAGUCACUAUUUUACACGUAUUCGUGUUGUUUGCUAAAUUAUUGACAUUAACUUUGCACGAGAAAAAGGUGAGAGUGAUGUACGAAAUCAUAGUAAAUAAUUGGAAAAUUAUCGUGGACGAGGAAGAGAAGAAGAUACUUAUUAAUUACUCCGAUAGAGGACGAUUUUUUACGAUUCUUUAUUCUCUAUUUUUGACAUCAAUUUGCAUAUCAUUUGUAUUGUUUCCACUGAUGCCAGCUACAUUACAUAAACUGAAAAUAUUGUCAAGCCAUCAACCGCUUAUUUUCAUUAUGAACGGCGAAUUCAUCGCGGAUAGAGAAUCUCAUUAUUGGAAGAUUUAUUUGUUCGACUGUAUGACGUGCCUGACCGUACUGGCUAUUUACACUCCAAUUGACGGCAUGUACAGAGUGUGUGUCGAGCAAUGCUUUGCCUUAUACUCUAUUAUCACACAUCGUUUGCUCAAGCCUUAUGCCAUUUUGAAGGAUCAAACAACGCUAGCAGACGAAGUUUCAUACAAACGGAUAUUGCAGAUUAUCAAGUUGCAUAAAAGAACUCUUAGGUUCAAUAAAUCACUGCAAGAAUCAUACUCGGCUUGCUUUUUAAUGAUAUUACUAGCAAAUGUCGUCGAAAUUCCUGUUGGCUGCAAUUUGUUGUUGAUGACUGCGGGUAGUGAUUCCAUAAACUGUUUUCGUUAUUCUACCAUUGUAGCUACAAUGUUUGCUCAUUUAUUGUGGGUUUGCUGGCCAGGACAGAAACUCAUCGACCACAGUAGUCGACUUUCCUUUGAUGCUUAUUCUAGCGAGUGGUAUCGAUUUGCAAAACGAUCGCGUACCUUGCUCAGGAUCUUCAUGCUUCGAUGCACGGAACCUGUUUGCAUUACUGCCGGCGGACUAGUCGAUAUAAACAUGGCGAAUUAUGCCUCGACUGUGCGAAAAGCUUUAUCAUAUACGGCGGCAGUAUCGUCGUUCCAAUAAAAUUUUCCAUGUAUCGUUUGGAUUUAUAGUAUUUCAAAAUCAAGCUAUAUUUUUUUGGAAAUUGUAGUCUUAAUUCAUAAUAAUUGUAACGUAAGA